UAGUAUAUUCAGUUUUAUAACAAUCCGAACUUCAGAACUUCCCCUGAUCACCAAAAGGAAGCUCAUCCCCGGAGCUGCCGCCGAGACCCCUCCCUGUCCGUCCCACCCCUCACGUCCACUUCCUGUGCAGGUCCAGUUCUGGACGUUUCUCAUCCACAGAGCCCGGUGUGGCCCUUUGUAUGUCUCGAGCCUGUUCCUGUGCCUGGGUGUGUGAUGUUCCCACGUGGGGGUGCGGUGCCCUGCGUGCUCCUCCGGCGGUGGGCGCAGUGCUCCCCAUUACUGCUGAGAGCGCCGUGUUAGGUCAGGGAGGGGCGAGGGCGGGAGAGCUGGAGGGUGCCGAGGGGCCCCAAAUGCCCCCUAGCCAUUGGAGUGGCUCCCCACCGCUGGGGAGGGGGAGGACAAAGGCAGGGCGGGGCCCAGGGCUGACCACCCGCCCGUUGCCAGGACACCGGAGUGGGUGGCCUUUGUCCCUGUCAACAGUGGCCCUAGUACCUCCCUUCCCGGAGCCUUGGGAUGCAGAGGCAGACAUGCAGACCCUGAGGCGGGAGGCUGCCCGGCCCUACGUCCCCUUGGGCACCCUUGAAGUUGACUUCCCGGCCCCUCGCCACAGCGAUGACUACCUGUUCAUGGAGGGGCCUCGCUGGACACCGGCCAUCAAGCACGGGACGCGCUGGAAGUACUCGCCCAUGGGACGCGACGCCGCCGGCCAGCUGUUGUACACCGGCCUGACCAACUCGGACCCCCGCGAAGCCUGGUACAACCUGCCCCGGGCCCUGGACAGCCCCUACCGCGAGGCCUACGCCCGCUGGCACGGGUGCUUGGACCACCGCCAGCGGGGCCUGCCCCCCGGUGAGCGCCCCCUGCUCGCAGGGUCACCCCCAAGGCCAGGCUGCUCCUGGGGACAGGCCCCGCCUCCCGGCACCCAGUCACUCACAGGACAGGCCCCGCCUCCGCGAGCUGUCCCGCCCACCCUCGGGAGAGGCCCCGCCUCCCGGCACCCAGUCACUCACAGGACAGGCCCCGCCUCCGCGAGCUGUCCCGCCCACCCCGGGAGAAGCCCCGCCCACAGGGCACCCAGUCCACUCAGGGCAGGCCCCGCCUCCGCGAGCUGUCCCGCCCACCCCGGGAGAAGCCCCGCCCACAGGGCACCCAGUCCACUCAGGGCAGGCCCCGCCUCCACGCGGUGCGCCGCCCUGACCAGCCCCGCCUCCGCAGCCUACACUCAGCACGUGCGGGACAACGCGUGGUACGACCCCGUGCUCCCCGCCCAGUACAAGAGCCCGAACACCCGCUGGGGGAGCGCGCUGUGGAGGGACAGGCUCCUGCGUGGCAAAGACUAUGUUGUGAACCGGAACCGAUUCGGGGAGGAGCCGCGUGGGACGUGGGACUACGUGCCGUGCCUGUCGGCGGCCCAGCGGCCGCGCUACGCCUCGCGGGCCCCGCGGACCUGGGGCCUGGAGCCCUGCUGCGGGACGCCGCCGCCGCGGUCCCCCCAUGCGCACGCGCACGCGCCCGCGUUCCGAUAA
Molecule: messenger RNA, 1526 nt
Organism: Dipodomys spectabilis (banner-tailed kangaroo rat)
Lineage: Eukaryota; Metazoa; Chordata; Mammalia; Rodentia; Heteromyidae
Gene: Tektip1
Product: chromosome unknown C19orf71 homolog
Exons: 3
Coding region: 180-1526 (448 amino acids)
Source: RefSeq, a predicted model, not a curated record